GCAGAGCCUCCUCCGGUGUGAGCGGUGCUGAUGCUGAGGCGUGUGGACCGCUGUGCCUGUCCGGAUCUCCAUGUCGGACCGGUUUCAUGUUACCCAGAUGUUGUAGUUAUAAAUAAUCCAGAUCGUGCAUGUGAUCAAACUUAAGAUGUGAGAUGACAGAGAUGCAAAGAAUAAGCUUUUAAUGGCGGCUUUUGGCGUCUACCGCAUGCACCGAGCAUCAGCAUGAAUUUAAGAACAUUUGUUUCAUAAGAAUACUUUCAUGCCUUCGGAUCUUACCGCAUAUUUCUGAGAAGCUCGGAAAACAAAGUCACCUGCAGGAGGAGGAUGGAGAUCUGCUGCAACUGAGGCUGUGUUCAAUAUUGAACUCUCUAAACAUGGAGUCAGUCACCAUCAUCCACCUACAUGUAUGACCAUGAUCGGAGCAUCCAGUCUUUCAGGUGACACCUUGAUUGCGUGCCACUUCCCUGUUGUUCAGCUUCCCACUUGGCGCCUUCCCGUCCAGGCCUUAUGCGGCUCAGCGAAGAGGCCCAGCCGUCUGUGCUCGGUGGGACUGACCCGAGCCGUUUCCCUCCCGGAACAAGACUCACUGAACCGAGAGCAUGCCUUCAAUGGAGGGAAAAGACAUUUCUCCAGCAGCUACAGCAGUCUCACUGAAGACCGAACUGAAGAUGAGGGGACGAGUGAUAGCAGCGGCAGGUACGACUCAUCUUCACCGGAGGAGAACAGCUCCCAAAUGAAGAAGGAAAGCUGCGAGGGUAAAGUGAGUCUGCGCUCACACAACUCAUUCCUUCCCAAUACAGAAAUGGACGAGGAAGAGGAGGAUGAGGACAGUGAUGGGGAUAAUCUACACAGAUAUCAUGAGGACUCCUCUUUUGUGUUGCACGGUAACUCAAACUGGCCUGUCAAUAAUGGUUCAAGAGAUUUUAUUGGUGACAUGGACAGUGAAUGGGAAAAUGAAGGGACAAUAUUUAGUUCUGAGCCUGACCAAGAAUGGCUUUCAAACCAGCCAAACCAGCUUGACUCACUACAAACCAAGUGCCAGUGCUUUCCAAUGAGAUCUGGCAUAAUAGCUUGUGGGGAGCAGGUUUCAGCCAGACUGAAGGAUAAUAUGUCCUGCCUCAUCCACAGCCAACACAAAUGUUCCCCAGAGCUGUUCUCCAACAGCGACUCUUCCUGCAACAGUUCUGACGGAGUCCUGGUUAACUUCUGCACCAUGUACAACAGAAGCAACAACCCUGCCACACCUCAUGAUCUCAGCAGCCCUGCAAUGGAACCGUCAGCUGAAGGAUCUGUGUUCCUCAACCUCCAUCCUGUUCCUCAGACUCCGACUGACCUCAAACAUGAUGAUGUCUCUGCCCACUCUCCCCUGAAAGACGAUGCUAUCCCUUCCUGGUCUCCUCAGGGCCUCGACUCCAACUGCAAUCUUUACUCCCUGGAGCCUGUGCCUCCAGGUCUGUCCUCUCUGGAGGUCUCAGACCUGACUGCAUGCCUUCAAAGCCAGGCGACGCUUGCCAUCGGGACCAACCAGAAGUACUACAAACUAGUGACAUGUGACCUGUCCUCUCAGUCUCCCAGCCCGGCCUGGUCCAGUCUCACCAGCUGCCCAGAGGGUCAGAGCAGGAGCAGCCCCCCACCUCAGUCUGACACAGAUAGACAACAGAAAGACAAACUGAAGCAUCAGGAGAGAGAGGAUCAACAUAAGGAAAGGAGGUUCUCCUCAGCUCAUUGCAGCUCUGGGUUUGACUGCUCCCAGUUUCAAAACGAUGAUGAUGAUCAGCUUGCCAACAUCUCGACUGAGAAAGCCCUCUACAGGAAGAAACACACAGAAAGCGUCCAUAACGUCUCCCACGUGGCCUGUUCGCUGUGCCCCAGUCAGCGUAGCCCACAUAGCAGCAAAUGCCAAGGCAUGAGCAUGGCGUCCACACAGCCAUCUGUGAUGUUGGACCAGGAGCAAAGCAGUAUGGAUCCCACUGAAAAGGGAGCAUGCUCACUGGAAACUCCAGUUAUGCGCUACAGUAAAGCCCAGAGGCCGACCUCACUACCCAUCCAGCCGUUUGUUUUGAUCCCACCGGGGGAGCCUCCGUCCCAGGCCCAGCACCUGGGCUGUCUUCUGGAGCAGUACAUGAACCAAAAAAGCAACAAAGCUGUUAGCUCCCAGCCGAGCUUCAAGUUUAAAGGCAAAAGAAGUCAGUGCUUUUCUAAUCUUCAGCUCUCUCCGAUGGGCAGCCAGUUUCCCAUCUUCCUGGAGGCUCCUUCCAGCUCUGACACAUGCUCGACCUGUUCACCCAGCCCAGAGUGCUUCAGCUACCGACGCACAUGGAGCCAGUCCAGCAGAGGCCAGACCCGCAUGAGUCCAUCACACUCCAACCCAAACGUCAAAGUGGACCAAGACAAAACAAGCCCAUACUCAGGCAAAAAUCUGCUCUCAGCACCAAAUCCGUGUGGUCUGGUUAAGAUCCCCACCUACCAGAACCUGAUUCACCUGACCCCUGAGCAGAGUCAUCCACACACUGAACUAAAUAAAUCACCCAGUCACUCCCAGACCGACAGUCCCCACCUUUCAGCAUUCUCUCACACACCACCCACUUUAACCCUAACAGCUGACACCCAUCAGCCCAACCUGCAGGUGUCCCUCACCCCGCCCACACCUGAACAAACUCAAAAUAAACUGCCACAUUAUCGAGCCGCACCUGUGACCGACUCUGGCUUUUUUCACAGUAGCUUCACAGCUGCCCUCUCAUCUGUCGCUCCGCUCUCCUCAUUGAGCUCCCUGUUCUCUCUGGCUGCUUCUGGGCUGCAAAUCCAGGACUCUGCUGGAUUCAGUGGGAAGCAGAGUCAGAGUCAGCACAGUGAAUCUCUGAUCCUGAGUGACAGGCCGCCCACGGAGUUCUGCCUCUCGCCUGAUACAUCAUACGAGUCCAUGUCUAUCAGUCACCUGCAGCGAAGAGGUUUGCUGCGGGCUGUUAGCAGGGCAGUGGAUUUGAUCAUGGCUCAUUUUGGCAGCAGCCGAGAUCCUGAAGAAAAGAUGCGGUUGGGUAAUAGUUCUCGAAGUCCCACAAUUGCUGGUCUGGUGCUGGAGCAUUUGUGUCCCACGAUACAGAAUAUUUUAGAGGACGGUCUUCGGGAUCACAAACUGGAUCUGAUCAUCGGGCAGCGUCGUAAUCACUCCUGGAGGGUUGUGGAGGUCUCUACUAGGAUAGGUCCAUCCACCAGAGUCCUUCACAGCCUCGUCACUAAAAUCAGACAGUGUCCUCAGCUCACCAGCCACUGUAUGAGACUGAGAGCCUUCAUCAUGGGUCUGCUGAACCUAAGAGCUUUGGAAUUCUGGCUCAGUCAUCUUCAGAGUCAAAAAGACAUCAUAACGACAUACUACCACUCCUGGGGCUUCCUGUCCAUGUCGCUGGGCCGGUGUCAGCCCUUGUUUCAGGAGUUGCUGCUUCUGCUUCAGCCUCUUUCUGUGCUGCCAUUCGACCUCAACUUGCUACUGGAGCCUCGAAUGUUACGUAACAGACAGCUGUGUCCUGAGGAGACGGGUGUUUGUCCACCUCCGCCCUGCUCAGCCCUGUUAGUGACCAGCUGGCCUCUCCUGCAGGCUGACAGGAAGGCCCACAGCACCCAGCAGACCAAGAGCUCCCUCCACAUAGGUCCUCACUGUCAAAGGUCUCCUGGGCCUCAAAGUCCGAGAGACCUCCAGCAGGACGGACAAGAGACGUAUGCCAACAGGAGUCCGUUCUCAGCUCCUUCUGUUGGGUGGUUGCCUGCAGAGUCGUCCCUUCUGGAUGGUGUGGUGGAAGGUGAGGACUGCAGCCAGAAUAAUGGAGAUAACUGGUCCCAGAUAAGUAUGGACAGCAGGCAGGACGAGAGGAUGGAGCAGAGGGACACAGAUGUCCAGGUCAGUCCUGGUCAGGGGGGGAUGCGCUGGGCCAAACUGUUUGGAGCUGCUGAUUCGUCCACUAGUACAGACACAGUGUCUCAGAGUCGAACUGGAGCUCAAACCAGAAGGUACAACAAACGACCGUCACAGUGGCUUCACUUGGACCGAUCACAGCUGGGACUGUUGGCUCAGUCCAUCAGGUCAAUGACGCUAGGAGGAGCUCAGGCUGAUAAAAGCCAGGACUGAUAAAACAAAACCUCUAAGUGUGGAGGACAGAGCGGAGACAUUUUACUGUAGCGACAAGAUGUCAGAACUGCAUGAUAACAUUCUUCUUCUUUCCAAAUAUAACGCUUCCACACGCUGCUGCCCUGAUCACAAAGCACACAAUGACAAGAGUUCACGUCAACAGCCUCCCUCGCUCAUCAUUAUGCUCAGAUUUGAUCGUAAAAUGUUCUAUCUGCAAACUUGUUAUUUAUCCACUCAAGGCUGUCCUCGAAGACUGUGAUGAAGCACAAAAAUUCUUCUACCACAAAAAAACAGACUUUUAAGAUGUAGUUUGAUACUUUUUGUGAAUAAUAGAUACACAUAUAUGUGACAAAUUAUACAAAUUUGAGAUGCACAGGCUUUUUAUGAAGGUACGACUUGCAGUCCAGAUGUCAUGCAGUCCUUUUUGUACUAAUUGUGGAGAAGAUUUAACUCCACAUGCAGUUAUCAGUCAGUAAACAUGUAUGAGCUCAAGCAUCAUUUCCAAAUCCGAUUCAGCGUCCAGUUUCACAAAGACAGAUUCUGAUCUUGGCAUAGUCAGAUUUCACAUACUAUAGGUGUCUAUGUGCUUAUUUACUUUAAUUUGCUUUAAAUUACGGGUAUAUCAUAGCUUAUUCACUGUAAAAGCAGAGCCAAUUAUCAAACCAGUUAAUCCUGUUCAGGUCAAUUCAGCAGAAAAAUACAAUAAAAUAAAUAAAUACAUAAGGCCUAAAAUAAUGUAAUCAACAGGUUCCUACUGUCUCUAAAACGGGUCUCUUUCUCU
Molecule: messenger RNA, 4901 nt
Organism: Sphaeramia orbicularis (orbiculate cardinalfish)
Lineage: Eukaryota; Metazoa; Chordata; Actinopteri; Kurtiformes; Apogonidae
Product: iporin
Exons: 10
Coding region: 407-4120 (1237 amino acids)
Cellular component (GO): cytoplasmic vesicle
Source: RefSeq, a predicted model, not a curated record